UAUGCCCUUUUUCCAAUGUGCGAGCAAUGAAGCCAUCCAGAGGACUGAGGCCUAUGAGUACGCUCAGUCUCUGGGCUCCCAGCCCUGCUUACAGCCCAACUUCCAGGUGUUCAAGUUGAUCUAUGCAUGCCGCCUCGCUGAAGCCGGUCUGAGUGCUCAGGCCUUCCACUACUGUGAAGUUAUUUCGAGGACUGUCCUCAUGCAGCCUUCAUUUUACUCUCCUGUGUUCAUAAGCCAAAUUAUACAGAUGUCAGAAAAGCUGCGAUUCUUCGAUCCACAACUGAAGGAGAAGCCGGAGCAGGAGCUGUUUGUUGAACCUGGAUGGCUGAGCCACCUCAGGCAGCUGGACGGACAGAUACGGACGGGGGUGAUCACCUACAGUGAGGACAGAGCCCCCUCCUCUCAGUACGACUGCAGCAGCCCCAGCUCGGACCUGGACCAGCCCAGCCCCUCUGAGCCCUACAACAUGCCGGUGGAGAUGGACGGCCCCGCCCCAGACAACCGGCUGAUGAGCUCAUUACUGCCUGGGCCCCCACAGCAGGGAGUGCAGCUGAUGCCUCCAGCUCCCACCUCUAUCCUCCAAGACGGGAUGGCCCCUCCUCAGCAUUUCCAAUCCAACGACGUGCCCCAGUUCUACCCGGUCCCCCCCAGCGGACCCCCAGGCCAGAUGCCAGUCUCCCCAAGCUACCCUCCGCAGGGCCCCGUCUUCGCCCCCCCUCCCUUCCAGCCUCAACCUGAGCAGAUAGAGAUGUUCCCAGGGGCCCAUCAGCAACCCCCACCUCCUCAAAUGGGCCAAAUGUCCCCACAUGUACCGCACUCCCCUAUACAGAUGAACCCCCCACCACUGCAGAUGCCUCAGCACAUGCCCCCCUCUCCUAUGCACAUGCCUCCUGCAGAGCCGAUGAUCCAUAGCCCCCCUGAGAUGCAUCAAAUACCCUCCUUCACCCCGCAGAGGGACUUCUACGACCAAAUGGCGACCAUGGGUCCUGGGAGGAGGUCGAGGACUGUUUCUCAAUCUUCAAUGCAUAUGCCUUCGGGGCGUCGCUCUCGCACCACCUCUGAGUCGUCCACCCACUCUGGAGUAAGAGAGAGGAGCAACUCGGUGGUGAAGCAGGCCUCUCCUCCUCCCCCCUCCAUCCCUGAACAGCCCCGCAAAGAGGAUGCCAAGAGAGCCAAGAAAAACUCCCCGAAAAAGGGUGGAGGUGGUGGAGGAGUCGGAGGCUUGCUGAGCUGGAUCAUUAGGAAGGGGAAGAACGAGGCUCACCUGCCGGACGACAAUGACAAAUCUAUCGUUUGGGACGAACAGAAGCAGAGAUGGGUGGACAUGAACGAGCCUGAGCAGGAGAGUAAGCCUCCUCCUCCUCCCCCAUGCUUCCCCAAGAUGCCUCAGAUGGCUGGGCCCACUGCCCCCCCGAGUGGGGGUCCGCCUGUCAACAUGUUCUCCAGGAGGGCAGGCACAAAGAGCAGAUAUGUGGAUGUCCUGAACCCCAGCAGAGCUGCUAAAUCUGGAGGAUUCGCCCCCGCUCCGGCAGACUUCUUCGCUCCUCUGGCUCCAAUGUCCAUGCCUGCUAACCUGUUUGUGCCUAGCUCAGCUCCUAAUGACCAACAGCCUCUGGAGGGAAGUGAAGGAGGACAUCAGGAGCAGAACUCACCAAACCCAAACGCUGCUCCACAGAUGUUCAGCCCCACGUUGUUGCCCCCCGCUCCAGAAGGUCAUCCCGUGCUGGAUGGCUCUCAGUCCGGGGAGCUCUCACGUUCUAGCUCAAUGAGUUCUUUAUCACGCGAAGUGAGUCAGCAUUUAAACCAGAGCCCCCCUGCCCCCGGACCUCCACCCGCUGGAGGCGUCACCUUUUAUAACCCUGCACAGUUUGCACAGGUGAGGAUUUAGGAUUUUAGUUUCGAU
This is a messenger RNA of Notothenia coriiceps (black rockcod), 1903 nucleotides long. RefSeq names its product protein transport protein Sec16A-like. Gene Ontology annotation, biological process: Golgi organization. The record is from RefSeq and is a predicted model, not a curated record. The transcript is spliced from 15 exons. The annotation marks the transcript as partial. Lineage: Eukaryota; Metazoa; Chordata; Actinopteri; Perciformes; Nototheniidae. Gene Ontology annotation, cellular component: ER to Golgi transport vesicle membrane; endoplasmic reticulum exit site.